Verticillium alfalfae VaMs.102 is the source of this 1611-nucleotide messenger RNA. RefSeq lists its product as hypothetical. NCBI's taxonomy places the organism in Eukaryota, Fungi, Ascomycota, Sordariomycetes, Glomerellales, Plectosphaerellaceae. The record is from RefSeq and is a predicted model, not a curated record. The coding region runs from base 1 to 1611 and encodes 536 amino acids. The transcript has 3 exons.
AUGGGUGUGGACCAAUCGGAGAGGCCAAUGCCUGCGAGCGCGGAAUUAUCAUCCGCCGACGUACCGACGACUCGAGUUCCCCAACUGCAGGCUCAGCAAGAGCCAGUCAGAAUAGAGGCAUCAGCGGUGACCACCAUUGACAAUCGACACGCAAGGAACCAGCAGGCUUUCGAGGGUACUGCCAGCCUCGAUCCAGCUGCUCACAUAGACAUGCUUCCGACAACACGGCAGCGCUUGGCCACUCGCCGCCGCCUCCUCGAGCGACUUUUCCAGCUCCCCGCCCGCGAAUUUACCAGCAACACAACGCUCGCGUCCCGUGUGCGACCGCAGCUUCCUUUCCUCUCGAUACCAGUGACGACAACACGGCGCAAAGUCCGUUACUUUACCACCGAAAAGAAGCUAUGGCUGAGGCAUGAGGGCCGACUCUUCCUCCGGUAUAACAUCUCCAUCUGGGGCUCUCUCGUCUGCGUUGUCGCCAUCGGAUUCAUGCUCAACCAAGAAUGGUUGGAAAAAGACUUCCCCACGCCGCAUGAGUGGUCGUUCCUGACGCGCAUGGGUGUUCGGGGCGCGAAGAGUGCGCAGCGGGUUGCUGGGAAUCGGGGCACAAAUUAUGACGAGAUUAUCGUGUCGUGUCAGAAUGCUCUGAAGAGACUUGAGGACCCCCAGCUUGAUGGCGCUGGUGUUCGGGAGCUUCUUGGUGAUGAGCCCUUGUCCAUUGAUGGUUUGGGAAGUGUGGGCAAGGAUAUUUCGACCAAGGACGAAACCUGGAGGCGAGGCUACUACGAGGUCAUGAUGCUGCUGGCGACGACGCUCGAGCAGGUGGACGGCUGGGUCAAAGAUCGCACUCGCAACAUUGUCUGCCCCCCGGCUAUGGUUGUCGGACCCUCGAACCCCCGGCCUCAGCCCAUGCCUGUGGGAGCUCCCGGUGCCCCGAAAGAAGAAAACUGUGAGGUGGCCUACGAGUCUGCGGAGAAUGCCUACCUUCGGAUUCUGACGACCAAGGGCUUCAGCACCAAGCAAAGACUCGAUGCAGCGCUUGCGUAUGCUUCCUUCUUAGACUUCAAGAAGGUGCCGGAGGCUGCUGCCAGGGUUACCCCCCGCCUCCGCCUGAUGGAACGACCCCCCCCAUGGCGCGACAACAAGCAGCUUUGCGAGGAAGCGGCCCUUCACCUCUACAUUGGCGAGAUUCUUUACUCGAGCAACGAUACAUUGCGAACACGCGAGGAAGGUCUCACCUGGACACGCGACGGCGUGGACCUCGCGGAAGAACAGCUUCGCGAGCUGGGCCCCGACACGGCGGCGAACCGAGCGAUGAAGACGACCUGCAGGGAGUGUUUGGGUACAGGGCUGCAUAACUGGUCACUCAUGGUCAAGCGGCUGGCAAAGGAGGAGAAGGCACAGCAGCAGGAGGCUGAAGGGAAAGCCACGGCGGCGGCAGGGUCCACAUCCAAGCUUGGGCGCUUCUGGUCGAGUGCGCCAAACCCGAAGGAGGCAGGGACGCGCUGGGCAGCGGAAGAAAAGGUUGUGUACGAUCGUAUUCGGAGGACAAACGAGCUGCUGGUAGAUGUGGCGCCGCCGUCGGCUGGCUUGUCAGAUCUACUCCGGGCGUAG